Messenger RNA from Melampsora larici-populina 98AG31, 1005 nucleotides. RefSeq lists its product as uncharacterized. The coding region runs from base 1 to 1005 and encodes 334 amino acids. Gene Ontology annotation, cellular component: cytoplasm. The transcript has 5 exons. The record is from RefSeq and is a predicted model, not a curated record. Gene Ontology annotation, molecular function: glutathione transferase activity. Lineage: Eukaryota; Fungi; Basidiomycota; Pucciniomycetes; Pucciniales; Melampsoraceae.
AUGGCAAACUCAAAUUCAAAACUUGAUCAUUCGAUACAAAGCUCACGAAAAGAGAUUACAACAUGGGCAAGUGAGGAUGGUCAUUUUAGAAGACAAGCAUCUAGUUUUAGAGAUCAAAUCUCAAAUGAAGGUAAAUUCAAGCCUGAGAAAGGUAGAUAUCAUAUUUAUGUUAGUUUAGCAUGCCCUUGGGCACAUCGAGUUUUGAUUUUCCUACAAUUAAAAGGUUUAAAAGAUUUAGUAGGUGUCUCAGUUGUACAUCCAUUUAUGGGUACAGAAGGAUGGAGUUGGAAUGCUCCAAGCGAAUUUAAUCCAUCUAUGACAGGUGUGAUUAAAGAUACAUUAUAUGCUAGUGAAAAGAUUAAAGAAAUUUAUUUUAAAGCCAAUCAUCAAUAUCAGGGUAGGUUUACUGUACCUGUACUUUGGGAUAAGAAAGAGGAAACGAUUGUGAAUAAUGAGUCUAGUGAGAUUAUUAGAAUGUUAAACUGUUGUUUCAAUGAAUUGAUUGAAGAACAAUAUCAAAAAAUCGAUUUGUAUCCUCAAAAUUUACAACAAGAAAUUGAUACUAUGAAUGAAUGGAUUUACGAUCAAGUCAAUAAUGGGGUUUACAAAUCAGGAUUUGCUACUACUCAAAGCGCAUAUGAAAGUGAAGUCAAACCACUUUUCGAAGCGCUUGAUAGACUUGAAAAAGUUUUGGAUGGUGGUCAAAAGUAUUUGAUGGGUGAUCAGUUGACUGAAGUCGAUGUUAGAUUGUUUACCACUUUGAUUAGAUUUGAUGUGGUUUAUGUUACUCAUUUUAAAUGUAAUUUGAAAACUAUUAGAGGUGGUUAUCCUAAUUUAAAUCAUUGGUUAAAGUGUUUGUAUUGGAAGAAUCCUGCGUUUAAAGAUACAACUAAUUUUGAACAUAUCAAAUUCCAUUAUUUCACUUCUCAUCCACAAAUCAAUCCUACUAGAAUUAUUCCAAUUGGACCUCUUCCUGAAAUUGAAGCAUUGGAUGAGGAUAAGUGA